Molecule: messenger RNA, 261 nt
Organism: Pseudomassariella vexata
Lineage: Eukaryota; Fungi; Ascomycota; Sordariomycetes; Amphisphaeriales; Pseudomassariaceae
Exons: 2
Coding region: 1-261 (86 amino acids)
Biological process (GO): copper ion transport
Cellular component (GO): cytosol
Molecular function (GO): copper chaperone activity; metal ion binding
Source: RefSeq, a predicted model, not a curated record
AUGGCCGAGCAACACACCUACAAGUUCAACAUCAGCAUGAGCUGCGGCGGCUGCUCUGGCGCUGUCGACAGAGUCCUCAAGAAGCUCGAUGGCGUCGAAAGCUAUGAAGUCUCCCUCGAAAAGCAAGAGGCUGUCGUCAUCGCCAAGCCCGAACUCACGUAUGAGACCGUCCUCAAAACUAUUAAGAAGACGGGCAAGACAGUGAACAGCGGCGAGGCGGAUGGUGUCGGCAAGAGCAUCGAGGUUGCCGAGGCGUCGUAG